This is a messenger RNA of Punica granatum (pomegranate), 1776 nucleotides long. The record is from RefSeq and is a predicted model, not a curated record. NCBI's taxonomy places the organism in Eukaryota, Viridiplantae, Streptophyta, Magnoliopsida, Myrtales, Lythraceae.
AUAGAGAAUAUAUAUACUUAGAGAGCAACCACACUUCUUAUUGGUCUAUUGACAUUUGUGAAACUACAAGUUACAUCGGCGUCAGGAACACAAUUUUCUGUUACUGCAAUUUUGUAGGGUUUGUUGGUAACCCUUACCUUCCCGAUGGAUGCCAAGAUGUCAAUGAAUGCGAAGUCCCAGAAGGGAAUGACUGUCAACAGUCAGAGAAGUGUGUAAAUGUCCGAGGAGGCUUCCACUGCUUGGGAUUAAAUGGCAAAAACACAUCCAUCAUAACAGGUCUUUCGUCUAGCUUUGGAUUGCUCGUCCUGAUUUUCCUAGCAUGGAGGAUGUACAUACUGAUGGAGAAGAGAAGAGAGGCCAAACUCAAAGAAAAGUUUUUCAAACGGAUUGGAGGUUUGAUAAUGCAGCGACUAUCUUCACCCGAUGGGAACGUCGAGAAAAGCAAAUUGUUCAAUUCCAAGGAGUUAGAGAUGGCCACUGACCACUUCAACCAGGAUAGAAUUCUCGGCAAAGGUGGCCAAGGUACUGUUUAUAAGGGGAUGUUAGCGGAUGGCAUGAUUGUUGCAGUUAAGAAAUCUAUAUCGAUUGAUGAGAAAAAUGUAGAACCCUUCAUCAAUGAAGUCGUCAUUCUCUCACAAAUCAAUCACAGAAAUAUCGUGAAACUCUUGGGUUGCUGCUUGGAGAGUGAGGUUCCACUUCUAGUGUACGAGUUCAUUCCAAAUGGGACUCUUUACCAGUACCUCCAUGACCCGGAGUUUCCUUUUUCGUGGGAUGCACGCCUAAGAAUUGCCACCGAAGUUGCAAGCGCACUUUUUUACUUGCACUCAUUCGCUUGCAUUCCGAUUUACCACCGUGACAUCAAGUCUUCAAAUAUAUUACUGGAUGAAAAGUAUCGAGCGAAGGUAGCUGACUUUGGGACUUCAAGAUCAGGUGCCCUGGAUCAGACUCAUGUGACCACACUGGUGCAGGGCACGUUUGGGUACUUGGAUCCGGAGUACUUCCAGACAGGUCAAUUUACGGAAAAAAGUGAUGUGUACAGCUUCGGGAUCGUCCUUGUUGAGCUCCUAACUGGGCAAAAGCCAACCACUUCACUCCUUGGAGAGACUUGUAUAGGGCUCGCAUCCUCUUUCAUUACUGCAAUGGAGGAGGAUCACUUGUUUGAGAUACUGGAUCCUCGAGUUCGAGAGGAAGGUGGUGAGGAAGAAAUCAUAGUUGUGGCUAACUUGGCAAAACGAUGCUUAAACCUGAAAGGCAGGGAACGACCCUCGAUGAAAGAUUUAGUUAUUGAGUUGGAAGGGAUAAGGAAGAGGUCAGAGCCAUCUUCUAGCCUCGCACAACACCAGGAAGAGGUCGAUCAUGCUGAUCCCAACGAAUUCGAAGCUGACGAUGAUCUUUCAAUCUCUAGAAGAUCUGGAGCGGAUCUGGGCUCUAUCCGGUUAUCCGAUGGUCGCGCUCUCUUGACUAGAGUCACAUGGUGAAAAAGUUCGAAGUUACUUCGAGUCCGUAAUCAUCUGUUGUACUUGUACUGUGGGUGUUGGAGAAUUUUAUGUUUUUGUUUGAUGUUUUUGCCGAGUCAAAGUUUUUCGUACUGUUGGUCACAUUAGUUUGUUUGGUUGUUUAUAUGUUCCUAGUUUUAAGGGAGUUAGUGGUGUAGUGGGUGGUUUGAAAAAGCCUUAUAUAAGGCUGUAUUUGUUCGAUGAAAAGUUGCAGUUCUCUUCCCAGUAGUUUGAGCGUUCCUUUGUUCUUUAGUUUUUUAUUUUCUGCUUUGCUUACAAC